UUAGAGAUACCUCGUCCCUCAAAUCGGCUUCACCGCCCCUGCCGAUAAAUUCAGCUUACGCUCUAUCCUUAUAUUCCUACAUCCAUAGAUUCAACGAUGCAUCAGACGGAUUUUACGUUUUCGGUGGUAUUACUCAACGGUGGGUCAGAUGUGUAAGAAUAUCGAGUUAAAGUUGGUUAGAGUGAUAUUCCAAAGUUCUCUCUCACACUGGAACACGUGAAAUAAUUGUGGACGCUCAAAAUGUCACAGAAAGCAGCUUUAUUGCAUUGUUAUCAUCGAGGUUGCGGUAAAAAAUUCGAUCCUAAUGAUAAUAAGGACGAUGAUUGUGUUCAUCAUCCAGGACAGCCUAUAUUUCAUGAUGCAUACAAAGGCUGGUCCUGUUGUAAUAAAAAAUGUACAGACUUUACAGAAUUCUUAAAUAUUAAGGGAUGUACAAAAGCCAAGCAUUCGAAUGAAAAACCAUCAGAGCCAGAAAAACGACCUAUUGAUAAAACCAAAGUUGAUGAAAUAAUAGAAGUUGUUUCCAAGCCAGGGAUCAAUAAUUCAACAUUGGACAGGCCUUCUUUUGACACUCCACAGCUACAGUUGUCACCAACGAUAUCUCAGACUCUAUUAGAACAAGUUAAAGGAUUGACAGCUUUAGAGACUAAACCUGCACUAGCUGAAGUACAAAUAGGACAAAAUUGUAAAAAUAAUUCUUGUAAAGUAACCUACAAUGGUGCUGAUUCCAAUGAGGAAGUUUGUAUUUUUCAUUCUGGAGUACCAAUUUUUCAUGAAGGAAUGAAAUAUUGGUCCUGUUGUCAAAAAAAGACAACAGAAUUCUCUGUGUUUCUAGAUCAACGAGGUUGCUCUCUAGGAAAACAUGUAUGGUUUUCUAAGGACAUGGGAAAAAAGGUUCAAUGUAGGAUGGAUUGGCAUCAAACUGGCACAUAUGUAGUUGUUUCUGUAUAUGCAAAGAAAUAUGUACCCAAUCAAUCUGUUGUAAAAUUGAAUCCUAUUCAUUUGACUGUUGAUUUAUUCUUUAUAGAGGAAAACUCGAGAUACAACCUUGAUAUAGAAUUGGGAGGAAUUGUUGAUGUUAACAAUAGUAGCGUAAAUAUGUUACCAACUAAAGUAGAAAUUAAAUUGAGAAAGGCUGAGCCUGGCUCAUGGUCCAAAUUGGAUAUACCAAGAAAAGAAUUAGAAGCCAGUGAAAGCAAGGAAAAUGUUACAAAUCUUAAUGCACAAGUGGAAGCUGUUGAUCUUAACGACCUUUAAUUGUUAGAAAAUCUUUUCGACUGUAAUAACUUAAUUAACUGGAGUGGUUUAUUCUAAUCUAAAACAUAUAUAUAACACCAAUAUGUUUCAUUUGUUUAAAGUUAUAUAAGUUAUGAGUACAUCCAGUACAUAUGGCAUUAUAAUGAAGAAAUAGAUAUAAUUUCUUUGCAGAAUUAUUUCAGAUAAUGUGAUCUCUGUAAAGUUAAUUUUUUAAAUAUAAUUAUGACUUGGUUCUGUGAGAUA
Molecule: messenger RNA, 1500 nt
Organism: Odontomachus brunneus
Lineage: Eukaryota; Metazoa; Arthropoda; Insecta; Hymenoptera; Formicidae
Gene: mora
Product: cysteine and histidine-rich domain-containing protein
Exons: 4
Coding region: 241-1257 (338 amino acids)
Source: RefSeq, a predicted model, not a curated record